GACGCCGAACGAGAUAUUCGCGCUCAAACCUCUCUCGGUAUAUGGUGAAAAAUGAAUAUUGAGGCACAAGAAAAUCGGAUCAGGGCCAUGCUAGAGGAGGUGGAAACUGAUUCUUCAUAUGAAUCGAGUUCAGAAGGGGAAACCGAUCACUGUAGUGAUCAUAAUGUGAAUUCUGACACGGAGCAGGAGGCCGAUGAUCCAGUUGAUCUCUUAUCUAACUCCGGGCAAGAAACAGUGGUAGCAAACGAAACUUACAGUGACUCCGAUGAUGACGUACCACUGUCUGCUCUCGGAUCCAGAAUGUUUUGUUCUAGACAGGUUGGUGGAUCUUAUUAUAGUUCUAAAGACGGUACAAAGUGGUAUAAAAACUGCCAGCGCCCGAAUAUAAGGCUUCGGUCUGAAAACAUAGUUACCGAACGGGCUCUAGUAAAGACUGGUGCAAGAGAUGCUGACACAGAGAGUAAAUGCUGGAAUAUUUUUGUCACUCAAAGUAUGCUAGACGAAACGUUAUUACACACGAACUCAGAAAUUCGUAGAAGUCAAGUCAAAAGUAAUGACCCAAAUGCUGUCCACAAGAAAGAAAUCACUAUGAGUGAGUUAAAGGCAUUCAUUGGUUUGUUAUAUAUAGCAGGCGUCACCAAGUCGAAUCGUCAGAAUUUGAAGGACCUGUGGCGAACUGAUGGUACUGGUGUUGACGUAUUUCGUACCACCAUGUCGCUGCAAAGAUUUUAUUUUCUUCAGAAUAGCAUUCGAUUUGAUGAUAAAUCGACGCGUGAAGAACGCAAAAAAACGGAUAACAUGGCAGCUAUCAGAAGCAUGUUUGAUCAGUUUGUUCAAUGCUGUCAGAACGCAUACACUCCGAGCGAAUUCUUGACCAUCGACGAAAUGUUGCUUUCGUUCCGAGGACGGUGCCUAUUCCGCGUCUACAUCCCAAACAAACCAGCGAAAUACGGGCUUAAAAUAUUCGCUUUAGUGGACGCCAAAUCCUUCUAUGUUUUAAACCUUGAAGUAUAUGCAGGCAAACAGCCAUUGGGACCAUAUGCGGUCAGUAAUACAGCUUUUGAUGUAGUGGAGAGGCUCAUUCAACCAGUAUCACGUUCACACCGUAACGUCACAUUUGAUAACUGGUUUACUAGUUACACAUUAAUGCUACAUUUACUUAAUGAGCAUCGUCUUACAUCGACUGGAACUGUCCGAAAAAAUAAGAGACAAAUUCCCGAUUCUUUUACCAGAACUGGUAGGGAACCUGCAACUUCACUCUUCGGAUUUCAAAAGGACAUUACAAUUGUUUCCUAUGCGCCUAAAAAAAACAAAGUCGUUAUAGCUAUGUCCACAAUGCACCAUGACAACUCAAUAGAUCAAUCUACAGGUGAGAAAAACAAACCAGAAAUUAUAACGUUUUAUAACUCAACCAAAGCUGGUGUGGACGUGGUAGAUGAAUUGAGCGCCAGUUACAACGUUUCUCGAAAUAGUAAACGUUGGCCCAUGACGUUGUUCUAUGGGAUUUUGAACAUGGCUUCUAUCAAUGCUUACAUUAUUUAUCAAGCAAAUAAAAGUGCUACUGUAAAGAGAACAGAAUUCAUUCGCAAUUUGGGCCUAUCGCUGAUAUAUGAACAUCUAGAAUCAAGAAAAGAAAAAAAAAACAUCCCAUUUCACAUUCGUCAGCGAAUCACAAGUCAGCUCGGUGAUCCUACACCUGGAGCCUCUGCUAAUAUGCCUGGGCGGUAUGUGAGAUGUCGCGAAUGUCCAAAUAAGAAAGAUCGGAAGACUAAAUAUAUAUGUAACACCUGCGCAAAGCCCAUCUGUAUGGAACACGCAAAAUUUUUAUGCCAAAAUUGUGCUGAUCUCAAUUAAAGUGUCUUACUAUAUUUUUAAGAGAAAAAAAAUAUAUAUUACAUUUUUUUAUUACAAGAUCUCAUUAAUUUUAAGUUUGAAUUUGAUUUUCAUUAUUUAGAAUAAUAUUUUGUUUAGUUUUGUUAGGUUUUGGAAACCUUUAUGAUUUUGUUCCUUUAAUUACAAUGUUUAAAAAGAUAUAAAUAAAUAAUUAAUAU
Molecule: messenger RNA, 2051 nt
Organism: Hyposmocoma kahamanoa
Lineage: Eukaryota; Metazoa; Arthropoda; Insecta; Lepidoptera; Cosmopterigidae
Product: piggyBac transposable element-derived protein 4-like
Exons: 2
Coding region: 52-1854 (600 amino acids)
Source: RefSeq, a predicted model, not a curated record